This is a messenger RNA of Formica exsecta, 396 nucleotides long. RefSeq lists its product as uncharacterized. The transcript has a single exon. The record is from RefSeq and is a predicted model, not a curated record. Lineage: Eukaryota; Metazoa; Arthropoda; Insecta; Hymenoptera; Formicidae. The annotation marks the transcript as partial.
GAAGACAAAGUCGAGGCCUCAGGAAAGCAGCAAGAUACAGCCAGUGACCAGAAUAUGGAAACCGAAGUGAUUAUAGAUGACAAGCCUAAUAAUGCAACAGAUACCGUUAAAUCGGAUCUUUUGAAUGGUGAAAAACUUAAUCAGGCGGAAGAUGGCGAUGAAAACGAGAACGAUGUUGCAAUAAUUCUUGCAGAUAGUAAUAACGAUAUAGUACAAUAUGCAAAAGUCGCAGAAGAAACAAUUACAAUAGACAGCUCAAAGGAGAAGGAUAAAUUAGAGGAGACCAUAAAGAAUCUCGAAGACUUGAUCGAGAAUAAUACAACGAAUAACAAGUGUGAAGAGCGGGAAAACUCGAAUCAUACCUUGAAUGAUAGCUCCAUGGAUGCAGCUAACAUG